Molecule: messenger RNA, 756 nt
Organism: Trichobilharzia szidati
Lineage: Eukaryota; Metazoa; Platyhelminthes; Trematoda; Strigeidida; Schistosomatidae
Source: the annotation of a GenBank genome assembly
AUGCUUAAACUAACGUGUAUUGUUAUCGCUUUAUUAGGAUGCUUUGAUUUAAAUCCCAAAAAUUUGGUUCAUGGAGGUGUUGUGGAGGUGUCCAACACUGAUAAACAUGUUCAGAAUGGAAUCGUAUGUAAAAUGUGUAUGUCAGCUGCAAAUAUGACACUCGGAAUUCUGCGAGAAGAAUUUCUUUGGAGAGCUUUUUUCAAAAUUAUGUCCCCGACUUGUUACUUAAUGCCUGACGAAAGUUAUCGUGAAUUGUGCGAUUAUUUGUUAUCUGGUGAAUUGGCCAGAAUGGUUACAAUUCAAUUAAAUCAAAUCAAUGCAGCAACUUUAUGUGAUGCUAUUUCAGUGUGUGGUAAAUCGGAUCGAUUUCAUGGAACUUAUGAAAAUGAUGAACAAUUAAAAAUGCACUUUAAUACAUUUAUUCAUGAGAAAAUCGAUGAAAUCUGCACAAAUUAUGCUACUGAUAUAAACCAUUGUGCAGAACCACUAAAGAAAAUUUCAAGUAAUCUGUUCAAUCACUUCAUAGAGUAUAUUAAUGAAGAUGGAGUCAACGAUAUGCAAUGAGUCAUUUCUUUGACAUGGAACAUCUACUUACAUUUCCUCUCUUUUCUAUCGAGUAAUAUGAGUUACUUUUGACUGUGCUUAAUGUGUGAUUUAUUGAUGGAUUCAGUCAGUUGUCAUUUAACCAUCUUUUAUCAGUUUAUACCUGUUUUUCUUUUUCUUCAAAAAAGGUGUUUGUUUUAAUAUUCUACUGCA